Messenger RNA from Doryrhamphus excisus (bluestripe pipefish), 4241 nucleotides. RefSeq names its product RAD50 homolog, double strand break repair protein (gene rad50). Gene Ontology annotation, cellular component: condensed nuclear chromosome; nucleus; Mre11 complex. Gene Ontology annotation, molecular function: ATP hydrolysis activity; double-stranded telomeric DNA binding; single-stranded telomeric DNA binding. Lineage: Eukaryota; Metazoa; Chordata; Actinopteri; Syngnathiformes; Syngnathidae. The record is from RefSeq and is a predicted model, not a curated record. Gene Ontology annotation, biological process: telomere maintenance via recombination; chromosome organization involved in meiotic cell cycle; telomere maintenance via telomerase.
GCUGUUUUUCUGCUUCCUAUAUCCCGGAAGUCCGUUUUCUCAGGUAGUGACGUCACGUCCCCCGUGCAGCGCGAAAAGCAGCGUUAAAUCCGAAGUGCGCAACCGCAGUAAACCAUAAAGGAAGCAAAAAUGUCAAAAAUUGAGAAGAUGAGCAUCCUCGGGGUGCGGAGCUUUGGGAUCGAGGACAAAGACAAGCAAGUAAUCUCGUUCGUCACUCCUCUCACGGUCUUGGUGGGACCCAACGGAGCUGGCAAAACGACCAUUAUCGAGUGCCUUAAGUACGCAACCUCAGGAGAACUUCCCCCAGGUUCUAAAGGAGGUGCUUUUGUCCAUGAUCCAAAGGAUGCCCAUGAAACCGAUGUGCGAGCACAGAUCAAACUUUUAUUCUCCGACGUCAAUGGAGAAAAAGUCACCAUCCAACGUUCCAUGUCCUGCACCCAGAAAGCCAAGAACUACUCCUUCAAAAGCCUAGAGCAGGUCAUCACUAGAAUAAAGGAUGGUGAGAGAGUGAGCAUGUCAAAUAAAUGUGCAGACAUGGAUCGGGAAAUGAUUUCUGCGCUCGGUGUGUCUAAGCCUGUGUUGAAUCAUGUCAUCUUCUGCCACCAAGAGGAGUCCAACUGGCCACUUAGCGACGGCAAGGCGCUCAAAGAAAAAUUUGAUUCUAUCUUUGCUGCAACAAAGUAUAUCAAAGCUCUGGAAACAAUGCGUCAGCUCCGUCUCAAGCACAACAACACGGUGAGAGAGUGCCAGGUGGAGUUACGAUUCCUGAAGCAGAACAAGGAGAAAGCCCAGCAGAUUAGAGAGAUUGUCGCCAACAAGGAGGCUCAGAUGAUCGCCUCCAAGGAUAACAUCCAGCUGAUAGAGAGACAAAUUGAUCCACUGGAGAAUGGACUGUUGGACAUCGACUUAAAACUGGGCAAAGUGAUGAAGCUGGACAAUGAUAUCAAGGCUUUGGAUAGCAGGAAGAAACAAAUGGAGGAGGACAACAAGGACCUGGAGGAAACAAUGGAACAGGUGUUCCAGGGUUCGACCGACCAACUGCAGGAGCUGUACCAGAACCACCAGAGAACAGUGAGGGAGAAGGAACGGAGGCUGACUGACUGUCAGAAGGAACUCGAUCGAGCAGGCAGGGAGUGUCAGAGACUCAACAGGGUCAAAGCCGACCUCCUGGUAGAACAAGGACGUCUCCAACUCGAGGCUGACCGCCACACCCAAAACAUCAAGAACCGUGACACUCAGGUCCGCUUGUUGUCGUCACAACUAGAGGUGGAAGGCUACGACAGGCCGCCCUUUACGGCUCUUCAGGUGGAGAGCUUUCAUCGUCAUGCUACACAGAGACUGGAGCAGGAAAAGAAGACAUUGGCUCAGGUUUUGGCAGACCUACAAGAAAAGGAGCAACAGAAACAACAGUCCAUUGAUGAAAUCAGACACAAGAAGACUGGUCUGGAGAGGACUGUUGAACUUAAGAGAGACCUGCAGGGAAAAAAGCAGCAAGAUCUCCGAAAUACACGCGCUGAGCUGCAGAGACUGGAAGGUUCAUCUGAUAGAAUGCAGGAGCUGGAAAACGAUCUGGCGAAAGCGGAGCGUGAGCUUCAAAGUGCCCUGCAGAUGUCAAAUGUAGAAGAGUUAAAGGCUGAGAUUGUGGAGCUCCAGAGAGAAAAGGCUGAAAUGGACCGUGCACUGAGGCAGCUGGAUCAGGAGAUGGGCUUGCUCAACAUACACACCACCGCACGCACACAGAUGGACAUGUUGACAAAGGAUAAGAAAGAAAAAGAGGAGCAGGUACGGAAGAUCAAGUCACGUCACAGCAACGAUCUGGUGUCAUUGUUGGGCCAUUUCCCCAACUUAAGAGAGCUGGAAGACUGGCUCUACACCAAGUCCAAGGAAAUAAACAGCACCAGGGACAAACUGGCUAAACUUAAUAAAGACCUGGCGUCAAACGAGCAGAAUAAAAGCCACAUAGCCGCCGAACUGCGUAAGAAGGAGAAGCAGUUGACGACUGAUGAAGAAAAGUUCUUUGAUGUGUGCGGCAGUCGGGAUCUGGAGCAAGACUUGUGUAAAGUGCAGGAAGACCUGGAAAAGAUCUCCAAACAAAGAGCUAUGCUAGCCGGAGCCACUGCUGUGUACACCCAGUUCAUCAGCCAGCUGACUGAAGAGACGGAGCCCUGCUGCCCCGUGUGCCAGCGCACCUUUCCCUCGGAGACGGACCUGCAGGACGUGAUCAGCGACAUGCAGUCCAAACUGCGCCUGGUUCCAGAUAUGCUGAAAAACACCGAACAGGACCUGAAGAGGAAGGAGAGGAGGAGAGAUGAAGUGAUGACCCUGAGACCUGUCAGGUUGUCAAUCGUACAGUUGCAAGAGAAGGAGUUGCCUGAGCUGAGAAAUCGUCUGCAGAGUGUGAACAGAGACAUCGAGAGGUUAAAAGGUGAUGCAGAGGAGCAGGAGACUCUACUCGCGACGCUGACAUCAGAGGAGGAAACUGCCAAAGCUUGUUUGCAAGACAUCUCUCUCAUGGACAGAUUCCUGAUGGACCUCAAGGAAGUGGAGAGGAAAAUAGCUCAGAAUGCCGCCAAACUCCAGGGAGUAGACCUGACCAGAACCAUCCAGCAAGUCAGCCAGGAGAAGCAGGAGACUCAGCUGAAGUUAGACACUACUUCCAGUAAGAUGGAGCUGAAACGUAAGCUGAUCCAAGACCAGCAGGAUCAGAUUCAGGUGCUGAAGAGUUGCGUGAAUGAGACCAGAGCAGAGAAACUCCAGCUGAGCAGCGAUAUGCAGAAGCAGCAACAGCUGGAGGAUCUAUGUGUUGAUUUCACCGCCGAGAUUCAGGCCUUAACCAGGGACAUCCGGGAAGCAAAGGAACAGCUUCUCCCGUUGUCGUCCACCCUGGAUAAGAUGCAACAGGAGAAACAGGAGCUGAUGGAACGCAACAAACAAAGGCAGGAAGAAGGGCAGGAGAAGAUCAACGACAUCAAGGAGAAAGUUAAGACGAUUACCAUCUUGGAAAGGGACAUCAGCAUCUACCUUGAUGAAGGCAAAGAUGAAUACAAAGAGCAAAAGGAGUCGGAGCUUCAAGACACCAACACACAUCUCCACGAGGCUGAAAGACACAAGGAGAAGAUUAACAAAGAGAUGGGAAAUAUCCGGCAGGACAUUGACACUCAAAAGGUGCAGGAGCGCUGGUUACAGGACAACUUGACACUCAGGAAGCGUGAGGAGGAGCUCAAAGAUGUCGUGGCUAAGCGCGAGUCCCUUUGCAAAGACAUGGGAAACAUGCAAGUGAUGCAGCUCCGCCAAGAACGACGCAGUGCCGAGUCCAAGCUGGAAGAGUUGAAGAAGAACCGCAGCAUUGCACUCGGUCGCCAGAAAGGAUUUGAGGAGGAAUUGCUGCAUUACAGAAAAGAGCUGCGGGAAGAUCAGUACGACAAAGCGGACACUCUGUACAAAAACAAGAUGAUCACAAUGCGGACAACAGAGCUGGUCAUCAAAGACCUGGAUCUCUACUACAAGGCCCUCGAUCAAGCCAUCAUGAAGUUCCACAGUGUGAAAAUGGAUGAAAUCAAUAAAAUUAUCAGAGACCUUUGGCGCAGUACCUACAGCGGUAAAGACAUUGAGUACGUGGAAAUCCGCUCGGACGUGGACGAGAACUCCUCUGCCGGAGUAAAGCGAAGGGUUUACAACUAUCGAGUUGUUAUGGUGAAGGGAGACGCGGCUUUGGACAUGAAGGGACGAUGCAGUGCUGGUCAAAAGGUACUGGCAUCUCUCAUUAUCCGUCUUGCCUUGGCGGAGACCUUUUGUCUAAAUUGUGGGAUCCUGGCGCUGGAUGAACCCACCACCAACCUUGACAGAGAAAACAUUGAGUCGUUGGCACACGCCCUUGUGGAAAUUAUCAAGACCCGCUCCCACCAGCGCAACUUCCAGCUACUUAUUAUCACACACGACGAGGACUUUGUGGAAUUGCUGGGCCGCUCCAGUUACAUCGAACACUUCUACCGCAUCCACAAGAACCACGAACAAAACUCCGAGAUCACCAAGUGCAGCAUCAACUCCCUCGCCUCCUCCUUCCUCUGACAACACCGCCAAACGCUGUAUAGUAAUUCCCAUUAUUGUUCAUUAUUACCAGUUUGGAUUGGGUUAGCCUUCUCUUGUAAGAAGAGAACAUGGAGGCAGGGGGAACACCUCUGUCAAUAAAAAUAUUAUCUUUUUGUUUAAAAGAUCAAAAACACAUUAAACUAGAGGCUAAG